This is a messenger RNA of Labeo rohita (rohu), 913 nucleotides long. Its product is annotated as serine/threonine-protein kinase pim-2. Gene Ontology annotation, cellular component: cytoplasm. The transcript is spliced from 6 exons. Gene Ontology annotation, molecular function: ATP binding; protein serine/threonine kinase activity. NCBI's taxonomy places the organism in Eukaryota, Metazoa, Chordata, Actinopteri, Cypriniformes, Cyprinidae. Gene Ontology annotation, biological process: protein autophosphorylation; negative regulation of apoptotic process; regulation of mitotic cell cycle. The coding region runs from base 1 to 894 and encodes 297 amino acids. The record is from RefSeq and is a predicted model, not a curated record.
AUGACUGUUGGUGAGGUGUACGAACAACAUCCUAGUACACCCCCAACACCCAGCACCAACAUGGCGGUUCAACAUCCUCAUCCUUGCGAUGAGACCCCUGUUGACUACAUCUUCAGCCGCUACUCUGUGGGCGAUCAGCUGGGGAAAGGUGGAUUUGGUGUGGUGUAUGAAGGGAGACGCCUGGAGGAUGAUCUUAAAGUGGCUUUGAAAUAUGUCACGAAGACCGACGACAUGGAAUGUAUAGACAUUCCCGAUCAUCCAGUCCCCCUUCCUAAAGAGAUCGCCCUCACCUUCCUGGCGAAUAAAGGUCACAGAGUGCCAGAAAUCAUCAGGCUGCUGGACUGGACGGACCACCCUGACCACUUCGUCAUGGUCCUCGAAUGUCCCUCUCCCUGUGAAAAUCUAGUAGAGUUCAUGAGGCGUCACGGUGGAAGCCUCGACGAACACACAGUGCGGCAGAUCAUGUGGCAGGCGACUAACGCGGCUCACAUGUGCUGCCUCCGCAGAGUGCUCCACCGUGACAUCAAACUGGAGAACCUACUGAUAAACAGGGAGACAUCCGAAGUCAAGCUGAUCGACUUCGGAUGCGGGGACAUUCUGAGGAUGUCGCCGUACAGGUCCUACCAUGGCACAGCAGCGUACUCGCCUCCAGAGUACUACAGCAGGGGGGAGUACUGCGGCUGGCCAGCGACGGUCUGGUCACUAGGGAUUUUGAUGUUUGCCAUGUUGUGCGGACAUUUCCCUAGUGACUUUGACCUGCACCUGCUGCAGUACAAGCGCUGGUCCAAACCUGGCCUGUCAAAAGAAUGCUGUGACCUCCUCAGUGCUCUCCUGAACGUGAAGCCAAUCCGGCGAAUUGGCUUGGGGCAAAUCAGGUUCCACAACUGGUUUUAGGUAGAGAACUGUAGAUCAG